UAUUCUCCACUUUAAGUCACCAAGUCCAUCCUACCUCCACAAGGCAAAUACCCUUUCUCUGCUACCAUCCACUGAAGAACCCCAGAAGCAAAUGUGUACUGACCCUGCCCUGCUUAAAAUUCUCUCAGGGAUCUGAUUUGCGUCAGGAUAAAAUCCAAACGCCAUUGGCCUUGCGCGGUUUUCUUCCAGUUCCUGAGUGCCACUCUUCUGGCCGAUCUGAAAGCCCUGGGGCUCCAAGCUGCCCACGGCUGUGGAGCCUAGGCUUGAGCCCACAGCGGACGGCAGUGUUAGGAUUAUUACAAUAAAUGUCAAAGCAAGAAAAACGUUCCGGCCAGUUAGGUUUUGUUAUUUCAAAAGCAACAAAAUAAGUGAACCGCCUUUCCUCCGGCGGAGACACGCAAGCGACAAGGGCGGCGCCUGACCUGGCAGGCUCUAGGUGUUACGCCAGGGCCCCAAGGCGUCCAAAUUCGGCUUGCCCACACAAAACAUGGCGGCAGGAGAGCAGCGUUUCCGCCGGGCAUGUCCACAUCCUACGGGGCCCAUGGGAGAGGCGUAGUCUUCUGUGUCUUGCCCAGACUCAACAUGGCGGCUACAAGGCGCCUGAACUAGUCUGCGAAGCCUACCCCAGGCGUGGGCCGCAGCGUCGACUAACGUCAUUCGAACCCCGUCGCACCCCUUUGUGCGUCACGGGUGGCGGGCGCGGGAAGGGGAUUUGGAUUGUUGCGCCUCUGCUCUGGAGAAAGUGCUGUCUGGCUCCAACUCCAGUUCCUGUCCUUGACCAGCGCCUGCAACCUAACCCUUCCUACUCUGUCACCUUCUUGAUCCCGCCGGCGCUUUAGAGCCGCAGUCCAGUCUCCGAUCCUUCAGAGCCUCAUCCACUAGCUGCGAUGCAUGUGAUCAAGCGAGAUGGCCGCCAAGAGCGAGUCAUGUUUGACAAAAUUACAUCUCGAAUCCAGAAGCUUUGUUAUGGACUCAAUAUGGAUUUUGUUGAUCCUAUGUGAUGGAAGACCUCUAUAACUACAUAAAUCCACAUAAUGGCAAACACUCUCCUAUGGUGGCCAAGUCAACAUUGGAUAUUGUUUUGGCUAAUAAAGAUCGCCUGAAUUCUGCCAUUAUCUAUGACCGAGAUUUCUCUUACAAUUACUUUGGCUUUAAGACGCUAGAGCGGUCUUAUUUGUUGAAGAUCAAUGGAAAAGUGGCUGAAAGACCACAACAUAUGUUGAUGAGAGUAUCUGUUGGGAUCCACAAAGAAGACAUUGAUGCAGCAAUUGAAACAUAUAAUCUUCUUUCUGAGAGGUGGUUUACUCAUGCUUCUCCCACUCUCUUCAAUGCUGGUACCAACCGCCCACAACUUUCUAGCUGUUUUCUUCUGAGUAUGAAAGAUGACAGCAUUGAAGGCAUUUAUGAUACUCUAAAGCAGUGUGCAUUGAUUUCUAAGUCUGCUGGAGGAAUUGGUGUUGCUGUGAGUUGUAUUCGGGCUACUGGCAGCUACAUUGCUGGGACUAACGGCAAUUCCAAUGGCCUUGUACCAAUGCUGAGAGUAUAUAACAACACAGCUCGAUAUGUGGAUCAAGGUGGGAACAAGCGUCCUGGGGCAUUUGCUAUUUACCUGGAGCCUUGGCAUUUAGACAUCUUUGAAUUCCUUGAUUUAAAGAAGAACACAGGAAAGGAGGAGCAGCGUGCCAGAGAUCUUUUCUUUGCUCUUUGGAUUCCGGAUCUCUUCAUGAAACGAGUAGAGACUAAUCAGGACUGGUCUUUGAUGUGUCCAAAUGAGUGUCCUGGUCUGGAUGAGGUUUGGGGAGAAGAAUUUGAGAAACUAUAUGAAAGUUAUGAGAAACAAGGUCGUGUCCGCAAAGUUGUAAAAGCUCAGCAGCUUUGGUAUGCCAUCAUUGAGUCUCAAACAGAAACAGGCACCCCAUAUAUGCUCUACAAAGAUUCCUGUAAUCGAAAGAGCAACCAGCAGAACCUGGGAACCAUCAAAUGCAGCAACCUGUGCACAGAAAUAGUGGAGUACACCAGCAAAGAUGAGGUUGCUGUUUGUAAUUUGGCUUCCCUGGCCCUGAAUAUGUAUGUCACAUCAGAACACACAUAUGACUUUAAGAAGUUGGCUGAAGUCACUAAAGUCGUUGUCCGAAACUUGAAUAAAAUUAUUGAUAUAAACUACUAUCCUGUACCAGAGGCAUGCCUAUCAAAUAAACGUCAUCGCCCCAUUGGAAUUGGGGUACAAGGUCUGGCAGAUGCUUUUAUCCUGAUGAGAUACCCUUUUGAGAGUGCAGAAGCCCAAUUACUAAAUAAGCAGAUCUUUGAAACUAUUUAUUAUGGCGCCCUGGAAGCCAGCUGUGACCUUGCCAAGGAGCAGGGCCCAUACGAAACCUAUGAGGGCUCUCCAGUUAGCAAAGGAAUUCUUCAGUAUGAUAUGUGGAAUGUUACUCCUACAGACCUAUGGGACUGGAACCUUCUCAAGGAGAACAUUGCAAAGUAUGGUAUAAGAAACAGUUUACUUAUUGCCCCGAUGCCUACAGCUUCCACUGCUCAGAUCCUGGGGAAUAAUGAGUCCAUUGAACCUUACACCAGCAACAUCUAUACUCGCAGAGUCUUGUCAGGAGAAUUUCAGAUUGUAAAUCCUCACUUAUUGAAAGAUCUUACUGAGCGGGGCCUAUGGCAUGAAGAGAUGAAAAACCAGAUUAUUGCAUGCAAUGGCUCUAUUCAGAGCAUACCAGAAAUUCCUGAUGACCUGAAGCAACUUUAUAAAACUGUGUGGGAAAUCUCUCAGAAAACCGUUCUCAAGAUGGCAGCUGAGAGAGGUGCUUUCAUUGAUCAAAGCCAAUCUUUGAAUAUCCACAUUGCUGAGCCUAACUAUGGCAAACUCACUAGUAUGCACUUCUAUGGCUGGAAGCAGGGUUUGAAGACUGGGAUGUAUUAUUUAAGGACAAGACCAGCGGCUAAUCCAAUCCAGUUCACUCUAAAUAAGGAGAAGCUAAAAGAUAAGGAAAAGAUAUCAAAGGAGGAAGAAGAGAAGGAGAGGAACACAGCAGCCAUGGUGUGCUCUUUGGAGAAUAGAGAUGAAUGUCUGAUGUGUGGAUCCUGAGGAAAGGCUUGGAAGAGACCAGCAAGUCUUCAGUAGCCAAACUACUUCUUGAGCAUAGAUAGGUGUAGUGGAUUUUGCUUGAGGUGGUAAGGCUUUGCUGGACCCUGUUGAAGGCAAAAGGAAUAAUUGAUUUAAAGUACUGUUACGAUGAUAAUGAUUUUUUUUUUUAAACUCAUAUAUUGGAAUUUUCACCAAAAUGAUGCUUUUGAAAAAAAGGAAAAAAAAAAAACAGAUAUAUUGGGAAUCAAAGUAGAAGUUUUAGGAAUGCAAUAAGUCUUCUUGCAUACGGGGAGUGAUUAAGUAAAGUUUCAUCACCCCUUUAGCACUGAUUUUCUGAUGACUUCAGUUUUGUUAAGGAGAUUUAGUUUUACUGCUUUGACUGGUGGGUCUCUAGAAGCAAAACUGAGUGAUAACUCUUGAGAAGUACUGAUAGGACCUUUAUUUGGAUAUGGUCCUAUAGGUUAUUCUGAAAUAAAGCUAAACAUUUCUAAGUGA
Molecule: messenger RNA, 3583 nt
Organism: Macaca mulatta (Rhesus monkey)
Lineage: Eukaryota; Metazoa; Chordata; Mammalia; Primates; Cercopithecidae
Gene: RRM1
Product: ribonucleotide reductase catalytic subunit M1
Biological process (GO): deoxyribonucleotide biosynthetic process
Cellular component (GO): ribonucleoside-diphosphate reductase complex
Molecular function (GO): ribonucleoside-diphosphate reductase activity, thioredoxin disulfide as acceptor; ATP binding
Source: RefSeq, a predicted model, not a curated record